GGCCGCGCUGCAGCCUUGGCCGGGGAGGCGCCGCUCUCGCUCUGCUGAGGCGCUGCCGCCGCCGGGCCCAGGCGCGGGAGGAGGCGUUCCAGCAGCUGCGCACCUUUUGCUCGCGGUCCCUUUUCCCCGGCGACUCUCUGCGAAGACAAGUGAUGUCCACAGCUACCCUAAUUAGCUUGGUACGGAAUGGAGGGUUCCAGGUGAGAAGGAGAGCCGCGCUCACGUCCCGGCUGCUGCAGGACGAGAAGCGCCCCGCCGCCGCCUGCUCCAUCUCCACCUGCGAGCGCCGCGCCUCCCGCUUCGACCCCGACGGCAGCGGGCGGCCCACCACAUGGGACACCUUCGGCAUCUGGGACAACCGCAUCGAUGAACCCAUUCUCCUCCCACCCAGCAUAAAGUACGGCAAGCCCAUCCCAAAGGUGAGCCUGAGCAACGUGGGCUGCGCCAGCCACAUCGGGAAGCGAAAGGAAAAUGAGGACCGGUUCGAUUACGCUCAGCUGACAGAGGAUAUCCUGUACUUCGCGGUGUACGAUGGGCACGGCGGGGCGGCAGCUGCAGACUUCUGUCAUAAGUACAUGGAAAAAUAUAUUAAGGAAUUUCUUGCUGAGGAGGAGAACUUGGAAAAUGUUUUGAGCAAAGCUUUUCUAGAAAUAGACAAAGCAUAUGAAAGGCAUGCUAAUGCCUCUGCUGAUGCAACUCUGCUGAGCUCUGGGACCACUGCAACAGUGGCUCUGCUCCGGGAUGGAAUUGAGCUGGUUGUGGCAAGCGUGGGAGACAGCCGUGCUCUGCUGUGCCGGAAAGGAAAGCCCGUGAAACUCACCAUUGACCACACUCCAGAGAGAAAGGAGGAGAAGGAAAGGAUUAAGAAGUGUGGUGGCUUCAUUUCCUGGAACAGCUUGGGACAGCCUCAUGUGAAUGGUAGACUUGCAAUGACACGGAGCAUAGGAGAUUUGGAUCUUAAAAACAGUGGUGUGAUAGCCCAGCCAGAAACAAAAAGGGUUCAGCUGCAGCACGCAGAUGACAGCUUCCUGGUGCUGACCACCGACGGCAUCAACUUCAUAGUGAACAGCCAGGAGAUCUGCAACUUCAUCAGCCAGUGCCAUGACCCUGCUGAGGCUGCCCAUGUGGUCACUGAGCAGGCAGUGCAGUUUGGCACUGAAGACAACAGCACAGUUGUCAUAGUGCCAUUUGGAGCUUGGGGCAAGUACAAGAACGGGGACAUUACCUUCUCCUUCAGCCGCAGCUUCGCUUCCAGCGGGAGGUGGGCAUGAAGACAAGGGCACAGCGAUCCCUUCCUGCCGUUACCUGGACACAGCGUGCUACAGGAGAACACCUCCAUCUGUUCCUAGGCUGACUCAGUGUCUUGUCCAUCUCUUCUGUUCCCAGUGUUAGAAGAUGCCACUGCUCCCUUGGUGCGUAGUGCCCGUUGUUGCUUACGGCUGCCCGUGUCU
Messenger RNA from Melozone crissalis (California towhee), 1451 nucleotides. It is a transcript of the gene PPM1K, whose product is annotated as protein phosphatase, Mg2+/Mn2+ dependent 1K. Lineage: Eukaryota; Metazoa; Chordata; Aves; Passeriformes; Passerellidae. Bases 153 to 1271 code for a protein of 372 amino acids. The transcript has 7 exons. Gene Ontology annotation, biological process: protein dephosphorylation. The record is from RefSeq and is a predicted model, not a curated record. Gene Ontology annotation, molecular function: cation binding; protein serine/threonine phosphatase activity.